This is a messenger RNA of Adineta ricciae, 945 nucleotides long. NCBI's taxonomy places the organism in Eukaryota, Metazoa, Rotifera, Eurotatoria, Adinetida, Adinetidae. The record is from the annotation of a GenBank genome assembly.
AUGAAAUUUUUUGAUUUACACGAACCGGAAGAUGGAAAAGAUCGGUUCUUUUUAUAUGCAAUGAUUAUUCUUCCAUUUAUUGGUUCUGGUUCUUAUCUAUUUGAUGCAUGGUAUUAUUAUCUUCAUUAUUCUGAUCAAAGAAGUUAUUGUGGACUUUUAUCGACAAUAUUAAUCAUAUUUUCUUAUUUACAAUAUGCAGCUCCUAUUCGAUCUCGUCGAACACGCGCUAUUUAUCAUAUUCUUUUAUUUCUUGUUAAUGAAGGAGCCAUUCUUGGUUAUUUAUGUGCUUCUAUAAAACAACAUACAACAUUUAAAAUAAUAAUUUAUAGUUUUUUUCUUCUAAUAGAAAUUUAUUUUAUUAUUGGUUUACUUUAUUGUCGAGUUUAUAAUGAUUCGGAAUUCAAUAUAAUUGUUGAAAAUAAACAUUUAUUUCAUUUUAUGUCUCGUCUUGAAGUUAUUCUAACAAUUUUUAUUCCUAUGUAUUUAAAUUUUAAAUAUGAAUCAUUUACACGAAAUACAAUUGCUUAUUUUCUUUUAUUUGAUUUCUUUUCUGAUUCAUAUUCACGUUUCCAAGGUAUAUGGAUUAAAUUAACAUUAUAUUUAUUCGUUACUGCUGUUACUGUGAGUGUUGCUUCUGAAUGGUUCUAUUUCAAUGAUCAUCAACAUGUCUAUGAACAAAUUUCAUUUAUUGCUGAAAUUCUUUCAGCAUUUCUGUGCGAUACAAUUAUUAUUUUACAAUUUUUUCCAUUUCAUUUCAAAACUCGACAUGUAAUGAGUAUUGCUCGACAAGCAUUGGAUUUUCAUAAUGAUGUAUAUAAGAAUACAAUUAAACAUCAUCCAGUUGUACUCAAUAAUUUAGUACUGACUAAUCAAUGUACAUUAAGCAACAAUAAACUUAAUAAGAUGAACAGUGAAUCCCAUUCAAUUAUUGAAGUUUUUUGUUGA